This is a messenger RNA of Astyanax mexicanus (Mexican tetra), 1852 nucleotides long. RefSeq names its product galectin-3. The coding region runs from base 222 to 1223 and encodes 333 amino acids. Gene Ontology annotation, molecular function: IgE binding; carbohydrate binding; laminin binding. NCBI's taxonomy places the organism in Eukaryota, Metazoa, Chordata, Actinopteri, Characiformes, Acestrorhamphidae. Gene Ontology annotation, cellular component: immunological synapse; nucleus. The transcript is spliced from 6 exons. The record is from RefSeq and is a predicted model, not a curated record. Gene Ontology annotation, biological process: negative regulation of extrinsic apoptotic signaling pathway; eosinophil chemotaxis; macrophage chemotaxis.
CCUCAUUGAAACGGUCUAUAGUAAAUCCAUGUUAACAUGAACAGUACACACAUAAACCACACCCCCACUACGCAACACAGACUGAACAGAAAACAGGACUCAAAUACAAACACUAACAAGGGGAUGAAAAACAGUCAAAGAGCAGGAGGAGAAGCUCAGGUCCUCCCUGAGUUCAUCUGCAGUUUGUUUACUUCAGCCUGCACUGCAUCUAAACAGACACAAUGAGUUGUCCAUCAUCUGGUCAGCAGGGUAACGGUAUAUGGCCUUGUCAAGGCACUCAACAACCAGGAGCUCCAGUGUGGCCAGGGCAGCCCUGCCAACCUAGUUGGCCAUCUCAGCCCAGUCAGCCUAACUGGCCUGCCCAGCCCAACCAGCCAAACUGGCCCACUCAGCCCAACUGGCCCACUCAGCCCAACCAGCCUAAUUGGCCAGGAAUGCAGCCAUGUGGAGGAAAUUGGCCACCAAACCAGACAGCCAUACCCAGCCAACCGGCCUGGCCUGUUCCUCCAACAACUCAACCCAGCCAACCAAGUCAACCCACUCAACCCAGUCUACCAGUUCCCCCAAUCCAACCUACUCAGCCAAGCCAGCCAACUCCACCAACUCAACCAACUCAACCAAUUCAACCAACUCCCCCAGUUCAGCCCACCUGGCCUGCACAGCUUCCCACACCCACAGGUUACCUUCCCACACCAACACAUCCAGGGUGGUCCGGAAACCCCGGGCAGUCAGGAUGGCCUGGUCAAGGCGCCACUGGAACCCAGACACGUCCAUGGCCACCAGCUCCAGCCACAGGCCCAGUGUCAGUGCCCUUCAACAUGAACUUCCCCAGAGGAAUCUACGACAAGCUGAUGCUCACAAUAAGAGGGCAGAUUAAGUCUGAUGCCAAAAUGUUUACUAUAAAUUUCCUGCGAGGCAAUGACAUCGCCUUGCACAUCAACCCACGCUUUAAUGACGGAGGAAAGCAGGUCUUGGUCCGCAACCACAAGCUGGGGGAAAAAUGGGGGGCAGAAGAGAGGAACCUCCUGGGACCCUUUCCAUUUCUUCCAGGACAUCAUUUUGAGAUGAAGAUCCUCUGCACAAUCAAUGAAUUCAAGGUGGCGAUCAAUAGCACGCCCAUGUUUGAAUUCAAGCAUCGCAUCAAAGAGGUUAACCAAAUCGACCGUAUCAACAUCCUGCACGACGUCACUCUCACUUCAGUCAACGUGGACACUCUGCCCUGAGCCGAUCAUACCUCUUGCCUGAUCAGCCACACAGCCUACGUCCUCUGCACUGGACUGCAGGACAACAGUCCAAACGCUUCAUCACUCAAAUCACCCACCUCUUCAGUUAACCACUCUUCCGAGAAUAAACAAGCCUUCCACAGUCAACAAAAUUAUUUGCUAUGGAAUAGCUCAAAUACUGCAUAUUUCAGUGCUUAUGAUAGUAAUGCUCUCCCUAUUUCAACUCAACAUUGCUCUGCACUCUGAUAAAUAAAGGUGCUUCAGAAGGUUCAUUUUUUGAGAUGCCACAGAAGACAACAUUUCUUUACCUAUUUAAACAUUCAUAAAUACUGUAUGAUAUUACAGAGUGUUUAAAAACUCCAGCAGCAUUGCUGUGUCUGAUACCCUAUGACCAGCACGAUUGGCGUAAAUAACAAUAUUUUGCAUGGCAUAUUUAGCAGUCCUAGGUUCUUCUAUGGCAUCUCAAAAACUACAUAUACAGCUCCAGAAAAAAAUUAAAAGACCACUUCAGUUUCUGAAUCAGUUUCUCUGAUUUAGCUAUUUCUAGGUUUAUGUUUGAGUAAAAUAAACAUUGUGGUUCUAGUGUAUAAACUAUUGACACCAUUUCUCCCAAAUUCCACAUAAAAAUA